AAGCCGAUCAGAACAUCAGAAACUUCAGUACCAUCAUGCACGUGUCCGACGACCAGAAGAGCUGUGCCAUUUGAAACUAGUUGAGGAGGGAGAAUAGAUACUCUGAGGACUACAAGAACCUGGUCAAGCGGACAGAAACGACAAAACCCCCUGUGUGUAGACAUGGCCAGCACUCAGACCAGUUUGAAAACCCCUUUCAAAGACUUGACCUCAUUCAAGGGGAACAUGAAGCGUCUGUACAGGGAGCGGCUAGAGGACGCGCCCAUCAAGAAGCGGGUGAUGGCUGAAAUCAACCUGAAGCGCCGCAGCUUGGACCCCCUGCCCAAAACCCCCAAGGUAAAGAGGGAGCAGAUCGAGGACCUGCACCUGGACUCGGACGUGGAUCUGGAGGGCCGUGCCGAGCUGCAUGUGGUGGGCUCCGUUAAGGCCCUGGACCUGAGCCCCGGGCUCAAACACACCCUGGCCCAGUUCACCUUGAGCAGCCAGAGCUCCCUCGGGGGCCCCGCUGCCUUCUCAGCCCGCACGGGCCAUGAGCACUCCCCCGCCGGCCUGCCCCCGCUCCCGUCCCCUCCCGUCCUGGGAGGAGGCCCUCUCCUGGUCCCCUGCGACAGCUCCACCGAACUCACCCACUCGCUGCUGGAGGGAGAGUCCAUCUCCUGUUUCGUGGUCGGGGGCGAGAAGCGCCUGUGCCUGCCCCAGGUCCUCAACUCCGUUCUGCGCGAUUUCUCGCUCCAGCAGAUCAACACGGUGUGCGACGAGCUCUACGUCUACUGCUCGCGCUGCGACGCCGAGCAGCUGCACAUCCUCAAGGUGCUGGGCAUCCUGCCGUUCAACGCGCCGUCCUGCGGCCUCAUCACGCUGACGGACGCGCAGCGCCUGUGCAACGCUCUGCUGCGCCCCGGGGCCGCGCUGCCUGCCGACCCCAGCGGGAAGCUGUCGGCCCAGGGCCUGCUCAAGGAGAGCGAGGCCAGCUUCCAGGUGGAGCACCAGUGUCUGGGGAAGUGUCAGGGCCUCUUCGUGCCCCAGUUCUACACCCAGCCCGAGGCGCCCUGCAUCCAGUGCGUCGAGUGCCAGUUGCUCUUCUCGCCGCAGAAGUUUGUCAUGCAUUCACACAAGUCCCCCGAUAAGAGGACCUGCCACUGGGGCUUUGACUCAGCCAAAUGGCCCUGCUACCUGCAGCUCGCCAGGAAGUACCAGGGCACCCCCGAGGAGCCCAAACUCAAGCAGCUGCUGGACGAGGUCAAAGAAAAGUUCCAUUUCCAGCUCAAGAGAUCGCUGGACAAAAAGGCUGUGGAGGAGGAGGAGAGCCAGGUGAGGAAAUCCUCGGCGGACCUCUGCUCCACCGGCGACAAGUUGGCCGACGCCGACCCCGCCAGAAAGGGGAAAACAUCUCCACCCACUCUGGUGUUUAACCGCCUCUUCUCAGACAUCAAGGAGGAGCCAGAACACCCCACCCUGGUCCAUCCCAGUUACUACUUGUACACGUACGAUAAGAUGGUGGCUCCCAACGUGUCGCUGAGGAGAGAGGCCGAGAUGAGCCCCGAGAUGCUGGGAGCGCUGCUGAAACACCACUACAGCCGCAGAGUGAUGGGCCACGACGAGCCGCCCAUGGAUCUUCACGCGUCUCCUCCCGUCGCCGCCGGCGCCGAGGAGGCCAAACCCCACCGCGCCGCCGCUGCCUCGGCCACCGAGCGGGAAUGCCAAACCCAGGCAGUUUCCAUGGAGACAGGCAGCCCGGGCUGCAAGAAAGCCACCCACAUCCCCGCCCACACCCCCCCUCCUCCCCCCGUCCCUCCUCCCCCUCCUCCUCCCACGUCGCUGUUGUCAUCGGAAGUAACGGCUAAGGACAUGAGUUGCGCCGCUAGCGGCGGUGCGGCGGCGACUGCGGCCACUGCGGCGGUGGGGGGGCUGGAGGACGACAAGGACAGGAUCGUGGUGGAGAUCAUGCAGAUGUACAGCAGGCAGCAGGAGAAGCUCAACUCCACCCUGCAGAAGCAGCUGCAGCUGGAAAUGGAGCUGGAGGCGGUGCGCGGCGGCGAGGCGGCCAGGCUACGGGAGCUGAGCGCCGAGCAGCGGGAGCUGCGCAGCGAGCUGGAGGCGGUGCACAGCGAGCAGGCGCGGCAGCUCAGCCAGGCCCGCCAGGAGCAGCUGGAGCUGGAGACCCGGCUGGAGCAGCUCCGGCAGCAGGCCUGCGCCUGCGAGCCGGGCGCCCAGCGCCAGCAGGAGGCCCACUACACCGCCCAGCUGUCGGAGCUGCGCCAGCGGCUGGAGCGGGCGGAGAGCGACCGGCAGGAGCUGCAGGAGGAGCUGCGGCGGGAGCGCGAGGCGCGGGAGAAGCUGGAGCGCACCAUCGCCCAGCUCAAGCAGCAGAUGGCCCAGUCCGGAGCCGCGGGCUGCAGCCCCUCGCCGCCGCCCACCCCCUCCACCGGACCCCCCGUCGCCCAGUCCCCGCCCUGCUCCUCCUCUGUGUCGGAGGCCCCGGCGGCCGGCCACAAGUAACUGCCCCCCCACCCCCCCCCCCGCCUCGCCACACCA
This is a messenger RNA of Salarias fasciatus (jewelled blenny), 2535 nucleotides long. It is a transcript of the gene skila, whose product is annotated as SKI-like proto-oncogene a. Bases 163 to 2499 code for a protein of 778 amino acids. Gene Ontology annotation, biological process: negative regulation of transcription by RNA polymerase II; negative regulation of BMP signaling pathway; negative regulation of transforming growth factor beta receptor signaling pathway. Gene Ontology annotation, cellular component: cytoplasm; nucleus; transcription regulator complex. The record is from RefSeq and is a predicted model, not a curated record. The transcript is spliced from 7 exons. Gene Ontology annotation, molecular function: RNA polymerase II cis-regulatory region sequence-specific DNA binding; SMAD binding; DNA-binding transcription factor activity, RNA polymerase II-specific. Lineage: Eukaryota; Metazoa; Chordata; Actinopteri; Blenniiformes; Blenniidae.